This is a messenger RNA of Endocarpon pusillum Z07020, 4335 nucleotides long. RefSeq lists its product as uncharacterized. The record is from RefSeq and is a predicted model, not a curated record. NCBI's taxonomy places the organism in Eukaryota, Fungi, Ascomycota, Eurotiomycetes, Verrucariales, Verrucariaceae. The transcript is spliced from 4 exons. The coding region runs from base 1 to 4335 and encodes 1444 amino acids.
AUGUGUGUCAACAGGACCUUUAAUAACCUGCUCGCACCAGAUGGCGUACUUCAAGCUUCAAAGCUUGCUAAGCAUGGAGCGUUGACCACGACAGAUCAAGAGCAUCUGUGGUCCCUAUCGCGUCGAGCCUUCUUUCCGGGUAUGCCUCGUCCGCUGUUUUCCCGGUCUGAGCAUGGCACAUGGAAACUCAUUCGAGCGGGUCCCGGCAAUGAUUAUGUUCGAGUGAUCUGGCCUUUUGCUGUGCGAUCAUGUGGCAAUUGCCUACGCGGACGCUUGCAGAAGGAAACGGAUCUACUUUUCUCCGCUUCCUCUGCCUUGCUGCCUGCCCUUCCCUUUGCAUUUUUUACUCCAUCUCUUAACUAUGUUGCUUCCAUCACCCUGCGAAACGAACCUCCUCCGACAGGCUUGCAGUUGACCAAGUGGUAUUUCAAGCCCCAAGUCGACGAUAUGAAAGCCAAGUUGGACGAGGUUAGGGAGCUGGGUGCCGCAACCGCCGAGGAAUGGUUCAAAGGUCUUGAAGUUGAUGGCAAAGAGAAAGCGGCUGAUACGGCCCGCUGGGAACAUUGGGAAGCAGCAGGAGGCUUCCAAGCCAUUGCUCAUGGUGUUCCUGACUCUCGACCUCUGCAGCGGCCGGAUCGUGAGUCUUACCAUCAUUCUUCCACUGGUCCGAGUCCUUCAGGUUUUGGGACGGCUACAGCGAAUACUUUUGAAGAUGCCAGGCCUAGUCAAGCGCAUCCCUGGGCUAUUCAAGCUCCCCAAUCUACAUUGCCUCCUAAGCCGGCAAUUUCCAUCUCCCCUUAUGGAUUGACAUUCCCUAGCACCACGCAAAGUUCCUCUCUACCCUCAACAAAGCCCUAUACGAGGGUCGAAAGAAGUAUUCACGAUGUUAAUGAGAAGAAGAAUGCUAGGCGUCUUGAGAUUGAAAAGCGUUGUGCAGAGCUCAAUCCACCGAUUAAACCUUCGACGUUGGCCCUCAUGGAAUCUUUCGCAGCAGCACUUCAGAUUGCAAUGCCUCUAACUGAUCAAGCGUGGGAGCAUCUUAGACCACGUUUGCUUGCACAGCGUGAAGUAGCGGAACAGCAAGAGCGAGAGCAGCUCGCCAAAAAUCAAUUCUUGAUACAGCAGGCCGAAGAACGCAAACAACAAGAAGCUCAACUCAAAGAAGCAAAAGAAAUUCUGGAUCGGGAAUGGGAAGAGUCGCAAAAGUCCGUCCGUGAGAAGCUGGAAAUGUAUGCAGACACUUUUGUCCGAGAACAGUGGCAAAACGGGGAUGCAAUUACGAAAGGUUCUUGUGCACAAUUCGCAGCUGACAUGCUCCUGCAUGUGCGCCACCGGUUUUACACCUCCAUAGCCCAAGAAGAUGCACACAAGCGCUCCAUGGGUAUCCCAAUACCUAUAGACAGUCCUCAAGCUACUCCGACUCGGAAAUUAACACUGGAAAAUAUGAGGUGGGUAUAUGAGAACAAGAUAAAGCCGUUUACCGAGCACUACCAGAAAGAGCUGUUUCUGUGCAACGCAUGUGACAACCACGGAAAAUAUUACAGCCUUGACUCUGUUGUGCAGCAUUUCGCGGCUAAACAUACCGACAGCCUCAGUAUGGGUACUGCUGUGGUAUACUGGAAGUCUGACUGGCCAGAGCUGCCACCAUUCGAUCCAAACCCUACGGCUGCGAGAGCGUCGAUGUAUGUUUCGGCGGUAAACGCUUCGCCAGCAUUUACCUCAGCACAGUUCAUGCACAACACUCCAUCGGCUUCCCAUGGCCAUGCAACAGGCAUGCACAUUAACCCUGAGCACUCAAUGUAUCCAGGACCGCACAUUGCAGCGCCCGCUUAUGGCAGGCCUGCGCAGAGCUAUGGAAGCGUGUCGCCAGCCUAUCAAGAGCAACCAUCUCCGAAAAGCACCUUCUACAGGAUAGAUCAGGCAGCUGUCCGAGGCUACAAUCCUUCGCCCAUUACCACCUACCCAGCCGCACAAGUAUAUGGCCAUCCGCAGGCUCCCAAUCAUCAGGAUUGGCGAGGACAACAAGCGGCAAAUAACGCCACCAAUUCAUAUCAACAAGCUUUUCCUGUAUCGUUUCCAAACCAACAACCCGACUUCAGUGCAAGACCAGGAUCUGCUUUAUCUCAAAUAUCCCAGAACCCUCCCUACGCAAGCUGGCCUACCGCUUCCAAUAAAUUCCCUCGACCGCUACAACAGGCAGUCGUCAAGCCAGCAGUCAAUCCUGUUCAACCAGGACAACCGAUGGGAAUAUAUCAAGUACAAAUUCAGGAGCUGGCCAAAAAUGCAAGAGAGAUUUUUGAGGGCACUUCUGACGUAGCAGAAAUGCCAGACAGUGUUCGCGUCCAGGUAAUCAUCCGUCACGUUGUCCUGCGCUUCAAAGAUAAGUAUACGAAUGAGCCGAACUUGGCCUUGUUCACAGAUGGCCUGAACAAUAACUCGCAAAUGGCACCGAUGCGAGCCUUGAGCGGACUAUCGUGUAAGGCCUGCGUAACUACGAGCAGGAUGAGCGGGACGUACGGUGAAGCGGUAAAACGAGACUCAGAUCGCAGGAUGCACACGUUGCCUGCUCUCCUAGCUCACUUCCAGUCUGCUCAUGUCGAACACGUCCAACCCAUUGCAAUUUCGUCUGGUGGCGUCGAAAUGCCAAGGCUUGAUUGGAAAUUUGAUAUGGUUGAGAUGCCUGAUGCGGCUGUUGUGCGGAACCUAAUUUAUUCGCGUGGAAUUACUCAGAUGAAGCUCAAUCUCAUCGCGACUGUUCUUCCAAGCUACUUCCCAUCGCCGUUACCUCAAGUUGAGCCGCCCUACAGUAACAACGAUGACCCUGCGUUCGCUGAAUCGGAAGCUGGAAAGACACCACUAGCUCAUGACUUUGCCGGAAGGGACAGUCGUACGACUCAAGCACUGACCGAUGGCCCUAGCCCUGCUCCAAUGGCGGAGCAUCUGAUCGAGGCGGUUGACCGUGGUGAUUCUCAGCAAUCAAGAUAUCGUCUGCUUGACAACACGAAUCAAUCCGUACCGAGACAGGAUGAAGAGUCGAGGGAGGACGAAUACGAUCCGCAUCGCCCUGCGUACACGGGUGCACUAAAACCAGAAAUUCGAUCACAAAUGUCUUACGAACCAAGUAGGUGGGAUUUUUGUCAUGAAAAUGAGGACGCACCUGCUCGAGUCCUUGUCAGCGGUCAGCGUGCGCCUCAGGAUCUCGAAGCGGUCGCCGAUCACAAUCGCGUAGCUGCCGCCUCAAGUUACGCUGUCCCUCAGACAGGUCAGCCUCUUUCUGGACGUUCCGACACUGAAUUGCGAGGGGCCUUUGUCCGGGACGCGUCUGGACUGGAGCCACGGGGUCGCUGGGCUGUGCAAGAAUCUAAGCCAGCCCAGACUGAGCCGGAGGCAGCUCCAGGGCGUGAACCGCUUAAUGCAGCUGAACAGUUUCUGCAGAAUUUCGAUCCUACAGCCGAGACUUUUCAGGAACGCACGCCUCCAGCACCUGCUGCAAGCACGCCAAGACGAAAUGAAUAUAGUCAUGACUUCUAUAGCAACCCAGGUCCUCAAGCGAGGACGGAGGAUCUUAGUUGGCUCCCCACAGGGGCAAACGCUAAAACGACAGAUUACAGUGAAAGAUUCGUGCAUGAAGCAACCGACGGCACAGUCGAUGAGCCCCACCAUGCUCGUGAAUAUGCUAGACUUUAUGGUGGACGGCAUGUUGAGGAACUACCCAGGACGGAGCGCUCUGGAGCUACCUCGCCGGACAACCAGUCGUUGUCCAAGGUUCGCGUGGCCCAUCUUCCUCCACAUUUGAAAAUAGUUCGUGAUUCUCCAUCUCGAAGACCAAAUAGCAGGUUUGAGCGUUACGAAGCCCAACGACAAGGGUCACAACAGGCUCAAUCUCGUUCACCGGCAGCUGCGACGGCGUCACUUCCUAUCGACGAGGAAAUCUACCGUGAAUCCUAUCCGGUACAUCGACCAGCAGGUCGUCAGAUCUAUGCAGCACGACCCGAAGAGCGACAUGGAGGCUAUCCUUACGCAAGCGAGGUUACCCAUCGGCGAGCGCCACAGUCGUCGCACCAGAUUCGUUACAUUGAGAAUCCUAGGUAUGUUGAAUCAUUACAUGAUAGGUACGUCGAGUAUGUAAGGGUCGCUCCUCGCGAAUGGCAAGCGUCAGGCGGGUAUUAUGUUCAACGUCCAGCAACACAUGACGGGACAGAUCAAUACGUUGGGUAUGAGCCGACUCGACCCCACGAACAAAUUUUCGAGAAAGAGGGUCAUUUGUAUACACGAGCGCCACCUUCACCAGAGGACUAUCGUAACCCGUACGCUCGGCAGAUACCACACCAGUGA